UUCAUAUGAACAAGUGUGUGCUACCUUCUGGUGGGAGGGGGUUGCGGGAAGGGAGUGGUUGAGGUUAACCUUCUCAAGUAGUGGCUGCGUGUGCCCAAGUUGUGUCGCUUCAUCCACAUACCUUCUGCAGGUGCUCAGAGGACUUCCGCCACCAAUUCAUCAUCAGCCCUUCCUGUGCCACCAAAGGGGAAGUUACCAGCACCACGGACACCUUUGCAGACAGUGAACCACAAUGCCAAGAAAUGUAGGUUUACAAAGGCAUGCCCUCUGAACCAUCCUUGACUCCGAAUCAGAAGAGGCGUCCUACUGCUGCACGGGACUUUGCAUCCAAACCGCUGUCGACUCCAAGUCACCAAGAAAAACAUCCUUCCAAUGGUGUUCUUGAACUGAGUCCACAUGAAUCUGACGGGAGGAAGACACCGCCAGUAACAUUGGAGGCACUCGCCCCUCUCGAUCGUCACAUCUUGAAAUGUUUUGCGGAGGCCAAACAGCAGAACAGAGAAAUGUUGAGCACUCUGCAGGACAUAAAGCAAGCUCAGCUUGAUGUUUUCCACCGCCUUUCACAACUCCAGAGCCAAAGUACUGCAGACCUAGUUGAGGAUACGUUUGACGUCGACGACCUACGCCUCCCGCUAAGGACAAUGGAGGCAUUCAGAGCAGCUGAGAAGCAGCUUGAAGACAAAUGUGCGCGUCAAACACUGAAAGGGUAUCUCAGUGCCUUUGGAGGUGCCACCCUUGAGGGCACAACACGAGUAAUCAUGUCACGAGUGAUGACUCCUGCCCUGCAGGUCCUCUUUAACAUGAAGGGAAGGAAAGGCUCAAAACUGCCCUUUGAGGGCACAAACAUGUGCUCAGUUGUCGUCGGUGCAAUCGAAGGACGUUCCUCCAACGACAGAGUUGCCAUUGAGCACGCUGUGGGGCGAUACCUUGCGGGAGCCAAAGACCGUGAUGGAGGACGCCGGGCCAGGCUGGAAGCUCCAGCAGCUGCAACGAGUGUGCCUGCAAUGCCACCACCGCUCACCCACUGCACUUCACCGCGUACUUAACAUAAUCCAUUUCGCACUAUUACAUUCCAUCACGUAGUUAACUGCCUUUCGUAUUUUGGCAUAUAUGUACUCUGCAAUGCUAUAGCGAACAGUGAGGGCAACACUAUUGCAUUCCACGUAUAUAGGUCACUAUGUUGAAUUCAUUAACAUUGUUGCACUUUUCUAUUAGUUUGCAUUUUCAAUUUCUAAAUGGUCUGGAAGGACCAGCACUGUUGCUGAAUAAAGUGUUCAUCGAAGCAGACCCUUUC
Messenger RNA from Ornithodoros turicata, 1294 nucleotides. RefSeq lists its product as uncharacterized. The record is from RefSeq and is a predicted model, not a curated record. The coding region runs from base 261 to 1046 and encodes 261 amino acids. NCBI's taxonomy places the organism in Eukaryota, Metazoa, Arthropoda, Arachnida, Ixodida, Argasidae. The transcript is spliced from 6 exons.